AUGUUUGUGGAAAAGGAUACAAAUCAAAUUGUUAAUAGUGGUUUCAUCUGGGAAGAGGGUGACAAGGAGAAGGUGAAGGGGUCAACUCCCAGAAGGAAAGGGUGCCCAGCAAAUCACGUCCUCAAGAAAGGAGGGGGGUUGGAGAGGGAAAGGAGGCACCUCCCUGGGCUAGGAGAAAAGGUGAAACAGAGACAGGAAGAAGUUAUCAGAAUUUUAGAUACUUACAAAAUAAAGUAUGAAUUAAUAGAUAUUUCUCUCAGUUUGAAAGUACUCGAAGAAAUGAAGAUGAAGGUUUCCACUCCGCACUCUCUACCACCUCAGAUAUUCAAUGGCGAUGAAUAUUGUGGAGAUUUUGAAAUGUUUCAUCAGGCAAAGGAGAACAAAGAGAUUCUGAAAUUCCUGAAGAUGGAAUGAAUGAGCAGUUCAUGAUACAAAAGAUGUUUACUGACAUUGAUCUGUGUAUACAUCUAUAUUCACCAGUUACUUUUAAUUAUAACAA
Messenger RNA from Equus quagga, 499 nucleotides. RefSeq names its product SH3 domain-binding glutamic acid-rich-like protein 3. The record is from RefSeq and is a predicted model, not a curated record. The coding region runs from base 1 to 414 and encodes 137 amino acids. The transcript has 4 exons. Gene Ontology annotation, cellular component: cytoplasm. Lineage: Eukaryota; Metazoa; Chordata; Mammalia; Perissodactyla; Equidae.